UAAACUAAUUUAAGAAAUGUGUGUUGCAAGAACUGAAUAUAUUUGAAAGUGCAAAAAACUUACUUUUUGACAAAUAUGUUUUUGUGUUUUUCCAUAAUACAUGUUUAUAUAACUUUACGGCUGCGCUGUGCGUGAAUGUCAAGUGGAUUUUGAUAUGCACUAUAUGCACUAUGAAUAGUUUGAUUGAAGGAAAUUAAAGGAAAAGUACUUUUCGAAAUUAUUUUCACAAACUAUCUUUUUUUGUAAUAAAAGUUAAUAGAAUCAUUAAUACGACGCUGAAAAUAAAAUUAAAAAAAAUAAUAAUAAGUUAAAGUGUUGGAAAUAAAUGCCUAAAAGAACAACAACAACAAGAAAAGUGCAAUAACAAGUCAAGUGAAACGAAACGCUGUGCAAAACACAACGACAACAACAACAGGAAGAGAUUUACUUACAAGUAAGGCAAACCAAACCAAACCAAUCCAAGCAGCAACGACAAAAGACUUAAGCAACGAACUUGGAUUUGAAAGAAAAUUCGUCGAGUACUGCCACAUUGGUACAAUUUCAAAAACAAAACUACAGACAUGAAAAAAGAACGGCGAUGGCUGCUCAUAACGGCGUCUCUGUUAAUGCUGGUGACAGACAUAACAGCAGUUGCGCCUUUUAAAAAAGUUUCAAUUGCUACAACAACUGCCUCGACGACGACAAAAACAACAACAACAACAACAGCCAGCUCUACAAAUGAAGCGCCGAGCAGUGAAGCCACAUCUGAUACUUCGGCGUCGGGUCCAACGAAAAACUCCAAGCUAACUGGCAUACCACAAAUCGAUUAUAUCUGGGAUCCAAAUUUACCACGCGAGUUGCGUGGUUACAAUCUGUCGAGCUAUCCAUUCUUCUCAACUGUGCCGCCAGAGGACGAUAUUCACUUCAAAUGCGAUGGUCUGCAUGACGGAUUCUACGCUUCCAUUGAACAUAAGUGCCAGGUAUAUCACCACUGUGUUUAUGGUAUCAGACAUGAUUUUCUCUGCGCCAAUUUUACAGCGUUUGAUCAGCGAACAUUUAUUUGUCACUUUGUGUCUGAUGUCGAUUGUGAAGGUUCGAAGAAUUAUUGGAAUAGAAAUGAUGAUCUCUACAUGGCCACAACGCCAAAAACGACGACAACAAGCAGUACGGAGGCGCCACCGCCAACGCCACGUAGACGGCUGGUAAGACCUUUGCGACCGUUAAGACGUCCGGUGAAUCGUCGCCCGGUGGAUGAUUAUUACUAUGAUGAGGAGGAAGAACCGGCGGCAGUGUAUGAAGAUGAUUAUUAUGAGGAACGUUUGAAUCGUCGACGCAAGCCACGACCACGACAGCGGAAGCCAGUGACAGAUUAUGAAGAGGACUACAGCGACGAUAAACCAAGGCGUCAUAAUUCGCGGGAUCGUUUUCGCGAUGAAGAGGAAUUAGAAGAGGAUUACGAUACUGAUCGUCGCAAAUAUGAUAGACCCAAUACACGAAACAAAGCGUCAGAUCGACGAAAGAUUGGUGGUCGUAAGUCUACGACAGUCGGGGGUCGUUUAGGUGGCGACGAGCGUCGCAGUUUAAGUGACGACCGUGUACAGUCGGGAAGGAAAGAUAAAUCACGCAUUACGCCAUCAGCAGAUCCAGUUGAUGCGGUAGAUCCACCACCGCGUCGUUUAAAUGGACGACGUAGGAGUAAUGAGAAGCGAACAUCGGCCGCAAACAGCGAUGACUUGGAUGAUUUYGAAAAGCGACCAGCCAAUGCACCCGAUCAGGAGGAGGCUGCCGAAGAAGAAGCACCACCUAAAGUAAAAACGACACCCAAACCAUUGGACGAAUUUAUCACACCRAAGGCGAGUAGUAGUUCUGUUUAUGCACGACCACGAGCACCUCCACGUAUAGCGCGUCCUGUACCGCUGAAUGAGAAGAAAAAGUUUCAAUAUCCCAUACAGAAAACUGGAACGACUCCCAGUCCCGAAGCCACACACGCAAGCGAAGAUGACUACUAUGAGGACGAARUCUACGACGAUGUACGUCCACAACGUGUUCCACCACGUAGACGCGUUGUAGACAGUAAAUUGGAUGAAGAGGUAGAAGCACCCACUUCGAAGAGACGUAAUCACAAUGAUACRCCCUUAAUAAAGAAGCCUUCGCGUACAACGAUUCGUCGACCUACAACAGAGAAGAAACAUGUUUCCACUGCAGAUGAAGAAUACUACGAGAGUGCCGUUGGCGCAUCUGAUGAACCKGUCGACAGUCAUACUACCAGUCGGAAACGUCCUUAUAACACGAGAAAUCGCAGUUCAUUUGGACCCGCCGUUGGUCGUGGUGCUGAAGAUGUCGACUUUGUCGACGAUGACUACGAAGAGCGACCACUGCGGCCGGCGCACCGGUUAAGACCAAAGGCAGCCGCACGCAAAGGUACUAAAAAACCGCGACGUCCGAUCGAAGAAGAAGAUGUUUAUGAGGACGAACAUGAACCUGAACCACAACAGCGUAAUCGUGUAAGUGUAAAUCGCGCUCGUAUUGGUAGUAACGCACGUUUGCGACAAUCCACAACGAGUACGACAACAGCGGCACCAAUCGAAGAUGUCGCAUCUGAUGGUGAAUUAGAAGAGGAGGAGGAGGAGGAACCAUCGGCACCCGCUACAUURAGCAAAGGUUCCGGUCACUCACCCACGGGACGCACUGCAACGGUACGUGUUGUGAAGCGUCCAUUUUUACCAUCGCGCGGUGGUAGUCCAUACCUGCCACGUGGCCUACAACCGGUUGGUGUGGCUCUGAAGCCACUCAGCUCGCAUACAACGGACACUAGCCCCAUCGAUAUGGGUUCCACAAUAUCCGGUGUGCGUCUACUCGAACAUGGUGCACCGAUAUUGCGUGACUCGGGUAGUGCUUCAGGGUCCACGUUAAGUAAUUCUCACUUAUAUGACACAAACGGAUACGAACGCGAACGGGAACGUGAACGUGAACGUGAACGUGAACGUGAACGAGAUAGAGAGCUACAUAUAACGCAAACUCAUCGCACUACAUUGCCACCGCGUAGCGCAUUGCCGGCAUCGCAGGCGCGACCAGAGCCUCAACCUAAAAUCACAUUAGAUGAGCUCUACGAAACCGACUAUGACGUCACGUUGAAUGACGCACUCAAUCCGACGCUUAAACCGCUUUCGCCGCAUCACAGCAAUCAUCCGACGAUUCACAAUGGCGCUUUUGAGCAUGCAUACGCAUCGGAGACGGGCGUCGGUACAUUUGUCAAUAACAAUAAAUCACCCACACUCUAUCACAAUAACAAUAACCAUAACAAUAAUCAAUAUCAGCAACCACCACCACAACAACAACAACAACAAUACCAACAACAUAAACAUCUACAACUAAAUGGUUAUCAAACUAAAUCACAAAUCACUCCAUCUCUUAGUCAAACACCACAAACCCAUUUUGAACCACAAACAAAUUCCAAAUCAUUACAAACUCAGAUUCAUCAUCAGACCGAACAUUUGCGUGCACAACAACAACAACAACAAUACCAACAACAUAAACAUCUACAACUAAAUGGUUAUCAAACUAAAUCACAAAUCACUCCAUCUCUUAGUCAAACACCACAAACCCAUUUUGAACCACAAACAAAUUCCAAAUCAUUACAAACUCAGAUUCAUCAUCAGACCGAACAUUUGCGUGCACAACAACAACAACAACAAAGUAGACAACAAUUAACACAACAACAACAACAACAGCAGCAAAGUGCCUAUAACGACUACAAUAGUGAUGAUUCGUAUUUCUCAUCAACAGAUAUCCGAAGGCGCGCGGUCGUUGCAGCGCCACAGCCGUAUUCCUCCAGCCGAACGGACUACAGAGGCGUCGGCAUGAGAAUAGCCCAACAUUUCUAUGAUGAUUUGGAAUACUAAAGGUCUCUCUAGAAAUGUAUAUAAGUGUAUUUAAUGACAGCCACACUAAACAGCACCACGCACACAAAACUCACAGCACACGUCCAACGACUUGAUAACAAAAAUCUUUGUAUGAAAAUAUUCACACUCAUCGUUUAUACCUUGGAAUSCAAUAAAAAAGACUUAUACUCCUCGAAUAGCUGAAUGUCAACACCUUGGUGAGCAAAAUUGAGGGCAGCGCAUAACAGCAGUUCGUCGGCCACAGGAUAUAAUAUGCUGGUGAAAACAUGCGACGUGGCUAGUUGGAGCAUCAAAAAUAUAAAAUACAUAUGUAUAUGUAUGUACAUACACAUGUAUGUGUGCGGUAAUAAGUUGUGGUUGACUGUAUGCGUAAACUAAGCUAAAAACUUAUAAAUAAUUAAAUACUCAAUUUUCGUGAUAGCAAAGACAGAAUUCUAUAAAAUUUUGUCACCUAAAAUACAUACAAACAUAAUUAAA
Molecule: messenger RNA, 4358 nt
Organism: Bactrocera latifrons
Lineage: Eukaryota; Metazoa; Arthropoda; Insecta; Diptera; Tephritidae
Product: general transcriptional corepressor trfA
Exons: 10
Coding region: 561-3881 (1106 amino acids)
Cellular component (GO): extracellular region
Molecular function (GO): chitin binding
Source: RefSeq, a predicted model, not a curated record